GAUAUGACACAGAGCAGUUAUGAGAGUGAGUAUGAGGCUGUACUUGACCCAGACGGCUAUGCUAUUCCACAUGAAUUUAUGCGACUACCUAGCAGAAGAAAGCAUUCAGCUGUCAAUAACUUUGUGGUAAGUACCCUCUAUGUCCUCCAUGCAUUAUUUUGUUUUACUAAAGAGUAUAGUGCAUUCAUAUUCAUAAUUUUACGAAAAUUUGAUCGUGUGAACUGGAAAAAAAAAAAUUCGACCAAACUGCCUUCCAUUCGACCCAACUUCCAUUUGAUCAAACUUCAGACAGAUUUGAGCAUACAUUUGGCUAGACAUAAUGGUUGCCAGAUUGCACAGAAACAAUAAUUACUCUUCUGAAUGUUGCAUGCUUUUUGUAUGAAUAAAAGAUUUAUGACAUACUAUUGAAACUUCUGAUAUCUUGUCUCUCCUCCCCCUCUCCUCCCGCCUCUCAACCCUAAAACCUAAAACCAUUUUUUUUCUUAACUGACAGUCAGUAGAGAUCAACCAUUUUUUUUUAACCAAGUCGUUAAAUUUCGUGGUAAUACAUUCUACAUAUUUGUGUGGGUCCUAUAGAUAAGGAGCCCAAAGUUGGGAUGUGGGAAAACAAAUAAUUAAAUUAACUUUGAAUGCAGGGGGGGGGGGAGACAACCAAGAAAUGGAAGGUUAGCUCUAUCAAAGCCACGGCCCUAGGUGUAAUGCUGUCAGUGCAUUAAAAAUUGUUCAUCAUUUAAUGUGUUCUUAUCUUGAAUAGUUCAUCUAGUAGGCCAAUAUCAAGCAGGCCUAUUAACUAGUAUGCCAAUAUCCAGCAGGCCUAUUAACUAAUAUGCCAAUAUCCAGCAGGCCUAUUAUCUAUAUAUAUAUAUAUAUAUAUAUAUAUAUAUAGUUAUAUAUAAUAACAUGUCAAUAUCCAGCAGGCCUAUUAUCUAGUUUGCCAAUAUCGUGCAGGCCUAUAAUAUCCAGCAGGCAUAUUAUCUAUAUAUAUAUAUAUAUAUAUAUAUAUAUAUAGUUAUAUAUAAUAACAUGUCAAUAUCCAGCAGGCCUAUUAUCUAGUUUGCCAAUAUCGUGCAGGCCUAUUAACUAAUAUGCCAAUAUCCAGCAGGCCUAUUAACAAACAUGUCAAUAUCCAGCAGGCCUAUUAUCUAGUCUGCCAAUAUCGUGCAGGCCUAUUCUUUUAAAAUUGUUUGAAUAUUUGAGUCUCAAAUUGUAUUCCAUGGUCAAACUCAUUUCGCUAAAUUGUACUCGUCUAUACAGUUGGUAACAUUGACAUAUUUUAGAUAUGAUGAAGUGGUGUAAUCAAUAACCUGACCUAUUUAAAUUUCUUGAAAAUUUUCAAAUGGCGUGUGUGGCAAAACUCGAAUUCCGUCCAAUAUAUUUGCACGCUGUGUGAGUACCAAAUACUAUUUAAUUAAGCACAUCAUUGUUUUUUUGUUGUUUUUUUUUAAAGGCUCUUCAUUGUGUUAGAUAUAAUUCUUUUAUUUUAAAAGCUAAACUCCCACGGAUCAGUUUCAGUGGAGCAGGAGGUAGGCAAUUUGUAUGCGAUGCCGAAAAAGGGGGGGGGGGCAGUAACCCCCACAAUUUAAUUAUUUGGUUGAAUGAUGGUUGAAGCUGGUAAGGUAGUUUUGCAUCUAACAUGCAAUUUGUAUGCGAUGCCGAAAAAGGGGGGGGGGGGGCAGUAACCCCCACAAUUUAAUUAUUUGGUUGAAUGAUGGUUGUAGCUGGUAAGGUAGUUUUGCAUCUAACAGCUCUGUAUACAAAAACAACUCUUAUCUCUGUUGUUGUGCAACUCCUGUAACUGCUGCCUGUGACAUCUUCCAGAUCAAAUGUUGGGUUAACGCUGUGUGGGUCUGUGUGCGUCUGCAAGGUGUUCAACUACAUUUCUUCCCCUUUACCCUCUUCAUUUGGAAUCGUUAAAUCCCUGAGAGUUCUCUGCAGUGAUGAGGUUUUAAGGUGUUGCUGCCGCAAACAAUGUCCUUGCUGUCAAAAGGUGACGUUGUGACUGCCGCAAACAAUGUCCUUGCUCUCAAAAGGUAAUGUUGUGACUGUCGAAAACAAUGUCCUUGCUCUUAAAAGGUAAUGUUGUGACUGCCGCACACAAUGUCCUUGCUCUCAAAAGGUAAUGUUGUGACUGUCGAAAACAAUGUCCUUGCUCUCAAAAGGUAAUGUUGUGACUGCCGCAAACAAUGUCCUUGCUCUCAAAAAGUAACGUUGUGACUGUCUAAAACAAUGUCUUUGCUCUCAAAAGGUAAUGUUGUGACCGCCGCAAACAAUGUCCUUGCUCUCAAAAAGUAACGUUGUGACUGCCGCAAACAAUAUCCUUGCUCUCAAAAGGUAAUGUUGUGACAGCCGCAAACAAUGUCCUUGUUCUCAAAAGGUAAUGUUGUGACAGCCAAAAACAAUGUCCUUGUUCUCAAAAGAUAAUGUUCUGACAGCCACAAACAAUGUCCUUGCUCUCAAAAGGUAAUGUUAUGACAGCCACAAACAAUGUCCUUGCUCUCAAAAGGUAAUGUUGUAACAGCCGCAAAGAAUGUCCUUGUUCUCAAAAGGUAAUGUUGUGACAGCCACAAACAAUGUCCUUGUUCUCAAAAGGUAAUGUUGUGACAGCCACAAACAACAUCCUCGUUCUCAAAAGGUAAUGUUGUGACAGCCACAAACAAUGUCCUUGUUCUCAAAAGGUAAUGUUGUAACAGCCGCAAACAAUGUCCUUGCUCUCAAAAGGUAAUGUUGUGACAGCCACAAACAAUGUCCUUGCUCUCAAAAGGUAAUGUUGUGACGGCCACAAACAAUGUCCUCGCUCUCAAAAGGUAAUGUUGUGACUGCCACAAAUAAUGUUCUUGCUCUCAAAAGGUAACGUUGUGACAGCCACAAACAAUGUCCUAGCUCUCAAAAGGUAAUGUUGUAACUGCCACAAACAAUGUCCUUGCUCUCAAAAAGUAACGUUGUGACUGCCGCAAACAAUGUCCUUGCUCUCAAAAGGUAAUGUUGUGACUGCCACAAACAAUGUCCUUGUUCUCAAAAAGUAACGUUGUGACUGCCGCAAACAAUGUCCUUGCUCUCAAAAGGUAACAUUGUGACUGCCCCAAACAAUGUCCUCGCUCUCAAAAGGUAAUGUUGUGACAGCCAAAAACAAUUUCCUUGUUCUCAAAAGGUAAUGUUGUGACAGCCACAAACAAUGUCCCCGCUCUCAAAAGGUAAUGUUGUGACUGCCCCAAACAAUGUCCUCGCUCUCAAAAGGUAAUGUUGUGACUGCCACAAACAAUCCUUGUUCUCAAAAGGUAAUGUUGUGACAGCCACAAACAAUGUCCCCGCUCUCAAAAGGUAAUGUUGUGACUGCCCCAAACAAUGUCCUCGCUCUCAAAAGGUAAUGUUGUGACUGCCACAAACAAUGUCCUCGCUCUCAAAAGGUAAUGUUGUGACUGCCACAAACAAUGUCCUUGUUCUCAAAAAGUAACGUUGUGACUGCCGCAAACAAUGUCCUUGCUCUCAAAAGGUAACGUUGUGACUGCCCCAAACAAUGUCCUCGCUCUCAAAAGGUAAUGUUGUGACAGCUGAAAACAAUGUCCUUGUUCUCAAAAGGUAAUGUUGUGACUGCCACAAACAAUGUCCUCGUUCUCAAAAGGUAAUGUUGUGGUGGUUAGCUAAGUUUGUAUUAUUUUCUGGGCCACUUUUUGUUUUCUUCAGUAAUAAAUAUUUGCGUGUUACGUGUGUUAAGUAGAUUGUUAUUUUCAGUGCAAAAAACAAACACACUGACACACAAAACAAAAACAUGUCGAGCUCAUGCUUCAUGGAGACUUACUUCCGAUGUCAGAACCAAUGACACGUGUGGCCCAGGUAAAUCUUUUGAUCUGUACCGUACAUGAGGAUAUCAGUUUCACCUGCAGGGCACUUUACCUUGUUCUCAACGUGUCUAGCAAAUUGAACAUCUCGUGUGAUCGGAGGGGGGCCUACCUACCUACCUAACGGUCGAAGUUAUUGCCGGUCACGCUGGCUGAAGUUGGCCUAGUGGCCGCGAUCCAGACCAGUCGCUUGGACAGUGCAUUGGCGUGUUGCCUUAUUCUAACGACGUGCGGCUUUAAUAAUAGCAUCAGUGUACCAAGUGAUUUAUUUGUAGGUGUGUUAAGUCAAGUGACUUCAAGAUGUGGCAUCGGUGAUAGCAUUCUGGGUGAACCGAAGAUACGUUGUUUUUUUAAUUUAUUUUUUCCCCCCACUUAACAUUUACGGCUAUUUUGAGAACCUCUCCGAUAAAUGUUUUAUUAUAUUGUGCAGUGUAGGGAGAAUUCAGCAAAGUUUUAUAUAUACUUCAGGACAUACUGACAGCUUCGCCGUGUCUGUGGGCAGUACGAUCUCAUGGUAUAUCAUCGUGUAUUGUUCGAUAGGAAUUAGUUGCGCGGUGUAUGUUUGAUAGAUUGUUUUAUAGAGUAAUCACUUGAUUAGAAACUACCAGAUUCAAGGGCUCUCAACUGACUUAAUUAGAGGUGUCGGAAGACCCAGAAAAUCUGGGUUAUUGGCUUUUUUUUUUAAUCGUGAGGAAAGUGUUGUUGUUUUGAAAAAAAAACGAGAUGGAUGCCCGGGAAAUGUUUUGUAAUCACAAUAUUACAAAACAAAAUGGUGGUGUUUUUUUUUUCAAUAGCACUAAAACAUUACGGUUUCGCGAUAAUUUUAAAAGUUAAAUUUGAAUUGUUUUUUCUAAAUUGUUUUUUUUUUUUUUGUUGAAAAACUGAAGGACAUUAAUUAGAAUUUUAGCGGCUAGAGAUCAUGUGUAAUUUUAGAUUAACAGUUUUUCAAUAGCACUAAAACAUUACGGUUUCGCGAUAAUUUUAAAAGUUAAAUUUGAAUUGUUUUUUCUAAAUUGUUUUUUUUUUUUUUUGUUGAAAAACUGAAGGACAUUAAUUAGAAUUUUAGCGGCUAGAGAUCAUGUGUAAUUUUAGAUUAACAGAAACGCUGAGUUCAUUCAUAUUGUAAAAUAAUUGUAAUGUGUGUAAGUUUUAAAAAAUAUAUAUUUUUUUUUUUUACAUAUUAGUAUUACAUUGAUUUUGCAGACGAAAGUGAAACAAGCCAGCGUGCAAAUUAGUGUUUGAAAUGCGUGUAGGAUCAACUUUGUAUUUCUAAUAAUAGAUGGUCUGGCGAAUAGUGGAUGGGUAGGCUUUGGACUUGGACACCCCCCCCCCCCAAACUGUGGCCCAUUGUACGGUGUCUAGGGUUAGGUCCCCUUCGCAUUGCCGUCAUUUUUUGACGCGUUAAUUAACUUAUAGCCAGUCUUUGUCAUAUUUACAUUCUUUUGCUGCCCUCUCGGAUCCUACUUCUCCGCUAAGUGCUAUUUUUAAUACAUUUAUUUAUUCUGUUGUUUGUUCCCUGCCGAAGGCUUCCUGCCGGCACGCUCUUUGUUUUGUUGCGUUCAUUUUUUUUUCAGGUUUGACCAUACUUCGUUUUCUUCUCUUCUUCUUCUUUAUUUUGAGGGCCCACGAUCAAUGAAUUGAUCAUUCUGGCUCCUAUGUUUCAGUGGGGUUCGCGAUGUACCUGCAUGUGCAUUGUUUUUGCAAGGGCUUCUCGACAAUGGUAUUAUGAACUGGGGGUUGGAAGACAGGAGCCAAAAGACGCAAAUGUUUCAAGUGUAGUCGCCUCAACUGUUGCUUUUGGAAGCCUGUUCCAGUCCCUUAUUGUCUUUGGUAGGAAUGAGGCGCUCCUGUACUGAGUUAUUGUUUUUAUUAGCCGGAACUGCCUGUCGUUGUCUAGGGGGAGAUGGACGAGUUUCUGUUUAAUGCUGGAACAGUGGACCAGCCCAUUUUUUAUCUUGUACAUCAUGGAGAGCCUGGAUAGUCGUCGUCGUUCUUCCAAUGUUGACCAGCCCCCUGUUUCCAGCAUGCUGCCAACACUUGAGGUGUUUCUGUAACGGUUCAGGACAAAGCGUGCUGCCCAUCGCUGGACCGCCUCCAAACUGUCAAUGCUCCUCUGGGAAAAUAGGUCCCAGACUGAAGAUGCGUACUCUAAAAGCUGCCGGGCAAAGGCUUUAUAGUUUUUUUCUUUCACGCUUGAGUUGCUUAUCUUCAGAUUUCGCCUUAGGAACCCCAUGGUCUUGUUUGCCCCGUUGCACACAUUGUUAAUGGGGUCGUCCCAGUGGACCUCUCGUUUUACUAAUGUCCCCAUCUUUGCAUAAACGUUCAAUAAAUUCCUUGCCAAUACACGAAACCAACAAGAACUGGGCACAUUGGCCUCCGCUCGGGAGUCAGGAAGUAUUUACGCAACUAAAAAACAUGAGAAGAAAAGUUCCCCAUUUUAUCCACUCAACAUCUUCUGUACAAAGCUUUCACCAAAUUUAAGCAGAAAACAAUCUUAAUUUGGUUCCUGGUACUUGAACAAGUGUGUGUGUGUGAUGAGCCGACAUCCUCAACUAAGUUUUUUGUCUCAUCACUUCCUACUUUUUCAUUGAAUCAAACAUAGCAAGAGAUGGUUUGUUGCAAUAUUUUAAAACGUUCCUAGGGUUUCUCAUCCGAGGUCAUCUUCACCAGAGGAGCUUGGCAUAGAGAUGAGUGGCUCGCGUUGUGUGUUUACUUUUUAAGCAGGGGCCUUGUAUUUGUCCACAAGGUAAUGACCUUUAUUACUAUAGUCACGGUUGAAAUGGGUUGAAAGACUUUGACAUUGUAUGCUUGUAAUUAGUUUUUGUAGUGUUGCGUUUGUUUUAAAUGUGGUAAAUUAUAGAUUUUUUACUCUUGUACCGCGCUUCGAGCCUUUGGGGAUGAAGCGUGUUUUUGAAAUACACUUUAUUAUUAUUAUUAUUAUAUGUGUGUAUGCUCUUGUCUGGUGUCUAUUUUUUUUUUCUGUAUUGUGUGUUUUUAACUUAUUACACACGUUUUAACAUCCUGCAUUGUUUCAAGGAUUCCAUGAGCUAUUUUUCUUCAGCUUCACCUAUACUGUUUAAUUUUCUUAGUUUCUGUCUUUUAACCUUUCCGAAAGCGUUACGGUAAUUUCGCAGCCCAACUUGCGUCUAUUUGAUGCCAUUCACAAAACGUCAACAAUGAAAGAUCGGACUGCCACCUUCGUCCCGGGGUAUAAUUUUGAGUGAGCCAAACUCGCCGCGAUCUGGUCAUCAAUGUGUGUACAUACUGCAAUGGUGACAACGCAAAAUAUUCACCUGGUAUUGUGAUUGUGUCGCUAUGCAAGCCAUUGAAACUCUUCUCAGGAGAAUCGGAGAAGAAAAGAACAAAACAAAAACAUAACAAAUUCGACUUUUUUCAAUUUUUUAAAUUAUAUAGAAGAAAAAAAAAAGAGUACGCAGCUAUAAAUUGGAGCGCGACUCAGAAUCCUGACGUCUUAAACUGUUUACUGUCGUAACUUUUGAACUUAACGGAUUCUUCUUUCAGGACCCGUAGCAAUUAGGACCAAACUGCAGGGGUCUGUGGUCGGAGCUUUCCUACUCUUAGAUCAACCCCGCGUCUUUGUAAAACAGGGUUUGUGAUUUGAAAUCCAGCCCUUGAGUGUUUAAUAUGAUCGCUCAGCCAACCAGUCUAUUACUUUAUGGUAUAUCAUUAUGGAGUAUUAUCACAAUCCUCAGCAAGAAUAAUAAUACGGAAAUGCCCGAGUGUGUAACACGUACGAGAAGGGCGAUGCCGAGGAAAAGCGACCGGGGUGAUACCUAAAAAAUCGACCCACCUAAUGUAUAGAAAAAAAGUGACGCCCGCGGUGGACCAGUAAAGAGACGAUUGUGGCGUCCCUUUACUUUGUGAAGUACUUGGGAUUUUAUCGUUUAAGUCACUGUUAGAGUCAUAUAUAGAGACGAUCUUGGCGCUCACCAAAUGUUGGCACUCCCCUAUGUUAGCACCCAGGGCGAGUGCCCCGAUCAACCCCCUUCCUUUUUGCACGACCCUGUGUGUGAGUCCCUGUCACACGUUUGACCUUACACACAUCGUGGCACAUGCGUUGUUUACCAACGCUAGAGACUAGGGUAAUAGUAGUCACCAUUUUGGUAAUGUUUCCAUGAAUUAGAUCUGGGGUCUCAAACUCAAAUCAUUCGGGGGGCCGCAGGAGGUAGAAUCUGAGUGAGACUGGGCAGCAUCAAGUAUUCCACACAAAAAUUGAUUACAAAUCAAUAAAGUACAAUUGCUACAAUCUGCUCAACCUUGAUUAAUACCAAAUAAAAACAUUAAGGGUUCUCAAGAACUAGACUUCACUUACUUCCUCCUACUUCUUGUUGCCAGAGACCUGGCAGCACUUCUUCUUAUACAACUGAGCAAUAUUUGGCUUGAGUAAGGAAGCAACUGAGAUCCUCAGUAUAGCUUGAAGAUGCUCAUCAGUAAUUUUGGCCCUGAACUUUGACUUGUUAAAGUUUAUAGUGGAAAAGAGAUUUUCACACAGAUAGGUACUCCCAAAAAGACAUAUGAUCCGCUUGUACAACCUGGAAAUCUCAGGGAAGGUGGAGGGCAAUGCUCUCAUCAAUUGUCCAUGCUUGUAUGUUUUUCCAUUCACCUCCCUGAACUUAGAAUUGCACUGAAGAUCAAUCAGAUCCAUUUGAAGCGGGGGAAAACAAAACAAAAAAAAAGUGGGGGUUGCGGUAUCACCACAUUGAAGGUGAAAGGGUAGGCAAAAUUUUGAAAAGUGGUUCUGUGUGUUUUGAAGUCUGCAAACCUGUGAUCAAAUUCUUCCUGUUGCUUUGCAAUAUCAUCAGUAUACUUACUACUGAAUGGUGUGCCCGAGUCCAUGAGUAUUUUUCAUGUUGGGAUAGACAGAGGUUGCUCUGAGAAAGCUGGGCUUUCCAUAACACAAGUUUUGUGCAGAAUGCCCUGACAUUGUCAUAGGCAACACUGACAAGCUGCCCAUGGUCUUGUAACUUCUUGUUGAGUACAUUCGGCUCCUGGGUAAUGUCAACAAGAAAAGCCAAGUCCGUGAACCGUUUGGGAUCACUUAGUACACGAAGGCGUUAGUAGCUAAAACGUGUUUGAACAGUAAGCAGUAGCAGGCAAUAUUUAAUGAAUUAUUGAUACGAAGGAAGAUGCUAUUGCAUGGAGAAUGAAUUUUAAUUAUUUUUUUUUUAUCGUAGAAAAAACCAUUGGACUAGCCCUAUUUUAAAAGUGACCAAGUUAGCAGGCUCGGAAUUGUAUUCACUUGUCACUCGUACACACUAGCGGUAAUUUUAAUAGGAAAUGUUUUAUACUGUGUCAGAUUGCUAUGAUUUAGAAAAUUAUGGUUGUGCAUUACCCUUGAAAUGACUUUUUCUCAAAUCUGCACUUAAGCCAUGUUUGUCUCAUAAAAUGCUGUAAAAUAAAAUCUUUUAGUCCUAAUUUAAAAUGGUUUUUACCAUUAUAAUCAUCGUCCAAAUCUAUACAAACAUAAUCAAAAUCAGACUUAAACUAGUCGGUGAGAUUCGACUGAAACUGUCGCGGAGACUCACAUUAUAGAUAUGAGAAUGGGGGAAACCCGCGGGCCACUUUAACACUAAACUUUGCUGUCAUUUAGUGGGCCGCAAAAUGGCCCGCGGGCCGCGAGUUUGAGACCCCUGAAUUAGACCAAACUAAACGACCUAGGGUAGAUUUCAUUGUAACUAGCACAAACUAAACCACCUAGGUGCAGAUCUUGGUGGUAGUAGCAAAUAUUUCAUUCUAACUUGCAUUAACUAAACCACCUAGGGUAGAUUUCAUUGUAACUAGCACAAACUAAACCACCAAGGGAAGAUUUCAUAGCAUCGACAUCAUAAGUGCGACCAUGAAACGACGUCAUAAGUGCGGGUGAACUUAACAAUGGUAAGGGUCAGGGAUUCGAGGUGGAAGUUAUUUCCUAUAAAUGCCAAGAACCUCGAGGACAGCCAAAGUAAAGGAUCAAUGGCGCCCUGUUAAGCUGAGCUGGAAAAUAGAGACACAUGUGGGUGCAAUUUAAUCUAGGGGUGUUUCUCAUCAAAUCUACCGCCUUGGUGUGGGUGUGUUCAUGCCUUGGUGUGUGGGUGGGUUCAUGCCUUGGUGUGUGGGUGGGUUCAUGCCUUGUGUGGGUGGGUUCAUGCCUUGGUGUGUGGGUGGGUUCAUGCCUUGGUGUGUGGGUGGGUUCAUGCCUUGGUGUGUGGGUGUGUUCAUGCCUUGGUGUGUGGGUGGGGUUCACGCCUUGGUGUGUGGGUGGGUUCAUGCCUUGGUGUGUGGGUGGGUUCAUGCCUUGGUGUGUGUGGGUGGGUUCAUUUUCAGAGCAGCUCCCCCUACACACUUUUUUUCAAAUGAUAUGACAUUUGUAAGCCUACAAACUGCACACCAUUCACUUUACAAUUUUCAUUAAAUAUGAAGCUAUUAACCAAGCCAAAAAUAGGGUUAACAAAUUGGUCAAGUCUAUAAAGUACUUGGUGAAUUGAAAUGAAAUAAAAGCAGCAUUUGCCUGAUUUCCGAUUUCCUUCUUUCUCUUUAUCUUUAUCUUGGCUCCCCCCCCCGCCCCCCCACCCCCAAAAUAUGUCAUCUUAUUGAGUCACAGUAUUUCGGGCCAGUGAAAAUGUUCUAUCUAAUUUUUCAACAAGCUCAAUGGUUUACGUGUGAACUUGCUUAGCAUGAGCUUGGUCACACUGCCCUAAUGCGAGAAACUCACAGGCUGUAAUAUAACAGAUGAGCAAAUAUAUUUUCAGAGUUGUGGAUCAGCAAUCACUUCACAUUUCACCUGAUUGCACUCUUCACAUUUCAGCUGAUUGUACUCUUCUCAAUUCAGCUGAUUGUACUCUUCACAAUUCUGCUGAUUGUAUUCUUCACAUUUCCACUGAUUAUACUCUUUACAUUUCUGCUGAUUUCACUCUUCACAUUUCCGCUGACUGUACUCUUCUCAUUUCAGGAUGAUGAUGACGUCUCGCCAACCAAGUUCUUGACAAAGUUUGAAGGUUUUGCCAAAACGCCCGGCCAGGACUCAGACAGUGGUGGCAGGGAGCCAUGGGCCACCUAUGCACAUGACCAAUCACUGGACAAGGUCAACAAGAGGAAAAUGACCAUGGUGAGUUUCUUCAACUAUAUAAGAUGGCUGAGGGUUUGUGUUUGGAUUACUUUAGCAGCAGACGUGAGAUGUAGGCAAUCAGCUAUUCUGAAAAUGAAACUGUUUGGGUUCUGACCAUAGAUUCAUCGCCCAUUUUGGCUGCACCACUGCCGGGUUCAGAAGAGUGGAUAAUGGCAAUCAUCCCCUGCCCAAGGGUUCAAAUUUGUACAAUCCAGUGAAAGGGCUCUUGUUUUUUUUGAUAACCCUCCCAUGAAAAAUCCUAGAUCUGCCCAUGAGAUACACUUGGUAGGAACUCUUGUCCAGGGCUGUAAGAGUCUUUGCAAUAAAAUCUUGCAUAGGAGAUAAUAUAAAAAUGUACAAUAAAAUUGAUUGCCCUUGCCAUAAAUGCUCUAACCACACUAAGGCAUCCGCUUAGAGAUGUAUUUGAAAGACAUUGACCGUUUUCUUUGGGUAAACCCCAUCCUUGGCUACAGGUGAAGCAAAAGAUCAACCAGGCCUACGCUGACUUGAGUUUGUCUUCAAAAGGCGUUGUGGACUCGCAGGGAGCAGAUGACUGGACCUACGUUGAUGAGGAUGGCACAACAGGUAGGAGACGUCAGAUCUGUUAUGUCGUUGAAGUCAUUGUGGUUGGCACUGUGAUGGCAGGGCUGUUGUUGCGUGACUGUUGGAGCAGAGUGCGCCGCCCCUCCCCCCACCCCUGGGCCGGGCCACUUUUGUGCUUUGUGAAACCUGCAUUAAAAAAUAAUAGUUGAAAUUGGUUCCACUUGCAGCUGUGGGCAUCUUAAAUAUCCCAGGCCCCUUCAGCCACAGGCGUUGUUGCAGUGCUGACACAUGAGGGUGUUAUGUCAUGGGGUGGUAAGAUGGCCUGCCUGUCAGCCAAGAAGUAGCUGGUUAGAAUCAGACUGGUAGCCAUCCCUAGCUAUGGGUCAUUAGUUGGGUGGAUUGGACUGGUCAGACUGAGAACGGUAGUCUCAUUAAGGGUGUAAAGGGUAUGAUACUUUCACUGGCAGUGGCAUCAAAGGACUCACAAAAAUGACAGAACUUGCUGAAGUCUGUUUCCUAACAGAUCUAAGUUAAAUACAAGAGCAGGCUUGACAUCAUGACCUUACCCCACAAGAGAUUGUAAAAUAAAAAUAUAAAUAGACCUACCAUGGGCAGCAAUUGAUGUACACCCCUGCACUUGCAUUGUAUAGUCUAACCUCUGACCUAGUGCCUGCACAAUUCAUCUUUUUAAGAGCUAAGUUUUAUUACAUUUUAUUCCCUAGUGCCCCUAUUAUGGAAGACCUUCAACUGCCACAUUUAUUUAUGAUCUUCUGUUUAAUCCAGUGUUUCCCAGCCUUUUUUGUGCCAGGGCCCAACUAAGCCUUUCUAAGAUUCGUAUGUCCCACAUGUAUCAUGUACAUAAUUUUUAAUAUUCAAAAGUAGGUUGUUCACUGAAGAAACUUAAAUGAUAGGUUUUAGGAAGAAAUCACUGGGAAAUUGGUGAGGGAACGUAGUAAGAACAUUUUUUAAACACUUAGUGGAGAAAUGAAACUCACUUUUAAAAAACGCUAUAUUUUAAAUUGAUACUUAAACGAUUCUCUUUUUAAAAUACAAGUUAAAUCAUAGUAGACAUUUGGUUUUCAAAUUCUAGACAGCUCGUUUUUGAAUUGUCCCCCCAAACAAUCCAAUUGCCUCUCCAUUACCCAUUUCAUCUUCUUCCUCCCACCACAUUUUGCUGCUUUACUGUUGAUGGGAUUUCUUGCCUUACUGUUUACAGAUGAAGCUGUCAUUGAGCCUACAGAGCUCAAGAAAAGGAUUCAGUACUGUGCAACUGUCAGACUCAAAUCAGUAAGUAUCACUUCCUGCAACAUCUUUUGGGGUUAUUUUGACAUUCCAAAAUCAUUUAAAUUAAAUGUAAAGCAGACUACUACCACUUGCAGCUAAACCAGUGGUUCUCAACCUUCCUAAUCCCGUGACCCUUUAAUACAGUUCCUCACGUUGUGGUGACCCCCAACAUAACAUUAUUUUUUGCUACUUCAUAAAUAUGUGUUUUCCGAUGGUCUUAGGCGACCCCUGUGUGAUCGUCGUUCGGAGCCUCGAAGGGGUCAGGACCCACUGGUUGAGAACCGCUGAGCUAAACUUUUAACACUAGAUAACACAAUUAAUAAAAGUGAGCAGCCUGUUGGCUUUCCUUCAGUAUUUCGCUUGUUGAAUCUGUAUCUGUUUCAGAGUGUGAGCAUAAAAAAGAGCAAAGAGUACCUGGAUGCCAUCUACCCUCAGCUGUUUGAGUACUGCCUGUUGGUGGGACUGAG
Messenger RNA from Lymnaea stagnalis (great pond snail), 13235 nucleotides. NCBI's taxonomy places the organism in Eukaryota, Metazoa, Mollusca, Gastropoda, Lymnaeidae. The record is from the annotation of a GenBank genome assembly.